This is a messenger RNA of Nicrophorus vespilloides, 1094 nucleotides long. RefSeq names its product transcription factor E2F5-like. The transcript is spliced from 5 exons. Gene Ontology annotation, biological process: regulation of transcription by RNA polymerase II. Gene Ontology annotation, molecular function: protein dimerization activity; RNA polymerase II cis-regulatory region sequence-specific DNA binding; DNA-binding transcription factor activity, RNA polymerase II-specific. Bases 164 to 1048 code for a protein of 294 amino acids. Lineage: Eukaryota; Metazoa; Arthropoda; Insecta; Coleoptera; Silphidae. The record is from RefSeq and is a predicted model, not a curated record. Gene Ontology annotation, cellular component: RNA polymerase II transcription regulator complex.
UGUGUGGUGGAAGAGUCAAAACUUGUGCCAGGCAUCGAAUUUAUAUAUUACAUUUUUUUUUAUUUCAAUUAGUUCAGUUUUUUUUGUUUGUAACAAUAAUUUUCGAAUGUUCGUAAAGUAGUAUCUUGUGUUCGCCGUUCUUUAGUACAAAUAUAAUAACUACAUGGUCAUGGCGGAGAUGUCGGAUACGCCGUCGAGCCGAUUCGAGAAGUCGCUGGGGCUGCUUACCACGAAAUUCGUGAACCUCCUGCAGAACUCGAACGGAGGCGUUCUGGAUCUGAAAGUGGCUGCAGAUCAACUGGCUGUGAGGCAGAAACGAAGGAUAUAUGACAUCACAAAUGUGCUUGAAGGGAUUGGACUCAUCGAGAAGAAAAGUAAGAAUAGUAUACAAUGGAAACCAUACACAUACAAGGAUUCACUGCCUUCCUGCACGCGCAAUGAGAUUGCCAAUAAGGUGAUGAAAUUAAAGAAAGAUAUUAGCAAAUUAGACUAUAUGGAAAACAAACUGGAUAAGCACAGGUCAUGGAUUGAGCAGAGUAUAAGAAAUGUGACAGAGGAUUUAGACAAUAUGCGAUAUCUGUAUGUAACCAAAGAUGAUUUAAAAGAGGUGUAUGGUUCAAAGCAAAGGAUACUAUUGAUUCAAGCACCAUUAAACACAAUUGUAAAAUACGAUGAUCAAGACGACGAUUUCUAUCAGCUGCGGAUAAAAUCGAAGAGCUCACCAAUCGUAGCGUGCAUAAGUAAAGAUGACGAUGUCUCCUCGGUGAAACGUUAUUUGGACGAUUUCGAUACGGAGGAACCCAGGACGAAGAAGUCGAAAAAUGAUAAUUGCCUGUUAAGCUAUACGGACGUGGACGAUGAAAUCGUGACGGCCGACAUUCUAUUUAAAACCGUACACAAUGAUAUUAAUGAUAAUAACAGCCCUAACGGCAACCAAUGUACAAAAGAUUUUGUUCCAUUAAAUCCCUUAUACCAAGACGACUUUAGCUGCUCGUUACUAGAAUCCGAAGGUGCUUACGAUUUGUUCGACAUUGUUACAACUGUAUAAAACAAAUAAUAUUGUUAUUAUUGAUAUCCCGAGAUACGUCUUACAU